Oncorhynchus nerka (sockeye salmon) is the source of this 987-nucleotide messenger RNA. It is a transcript of the gene hoxa1a, whose product is annotated as homeobox A1a. Lineage: Eukaryota; Metazoa; Chordata; Actinopteri; Salmoniformes; Salmonidae. Gene Ontology annotation, cellular component: nucleus. Gene Ontology annotation, molecular function: DNA-binding transcription factor activity, RNA polymerase II-specific; RNA polymerase II cis-regulatory region sequence-specific DNA binding. Gene Ontology annotation, biological process: regulation of transcription by RNA polymerase II. The record is from RefSeq and is a predicted model, not a curated record. The coding region runs from base 1 to 987 and encodes 328 amino acids. The transcript is spliced from 2 exons.
AUGAGCAGCUUCUUAGAUUACUCUGUGAUGAGCGGCGACGGCGGGUCCUGCUCAGUCAGGGCUUUCCACUCAGACCACGGAAUUACUACAUUCCAGUCCUGCGCAGUCACCGUGAACAACUGUGGGGCGGAUGAGCGCUUCAUGCCCAAUAGGUCUUCCCCGGAUGGCAUCCCUCACCAAACGGGGUCCUACCAGACUCCUACUGGCUCUCUGGGUUUAGCCUAUGGGGCCCAUCCUGCCUGCGGCUCGGGCUAUGGACCCCAGGGCUUCUGUGCCACCUACAACCAUUACGCACUGAACCAGGAAGUGGACUCGGCCACGGGUUUCCCCCAGUGCGCCCCAUUAAUGUACUCCGGCAACAUUUCCUCGUCCAUGGUACCGCAGCAUCGCCAAGGUUACGGGGGAGCGCCCCUGGGUCAGCUCCAGUACGCUCACGCCACCUAUGGUGGCGGGCACGAGCAGGCGAACCUGCCUCCUUUCUCUGGGUGCUCAAACCCGCUGUCACCCCUGCACGCGGCCCACCUUGACUCGUGCUGCUCGCCCCUGUCCUCCGAGAGCGCCUCCAACGCACAGACCUUCGAUUGGAUGAAAGUGAAGAGGAACCCGCCCAAGACAGGCAGAUCAGGGGAGUAUGGCUAUGGGGGGCAGUCCAACACCGUCCGGACCAACUUCACCACCAAACAACUCACCGAGCUUGAGAAGGAGUUCCACUUCAACAAGUAUUUGACCCGCGCGCGGCGCGUGGAGAUCGCGGCAGCGCUUCAGCUGAACGAGACUCAGGUCAAAAUCUGGUUCCAGAACCGCCGGAUGAAACAGAAGAAGCGCGAGAAGGAAUGCCUGGUGCCCACCAAUGCCGCAGUGUCAGACCCGAGGGAUAGCUGCCCGGAAAAAGCAGCUGGAUCUGAGAAGUCCCUCUCCGCCCCCUCCACCCCAUCUCCAGCCUCUUCAACAGUGUCCUCUGGGGUUGACCCAUACUCCUCCAGUUAA